This is a messenger RNA of Leptopilina heterotoma, 1933 nucleotides long. RefSeq lists its product as uncharacterized. Bases 148 to 1596 code for a protein of 482 amino acids. The transcript has 8 exons. The record is from RefSeq and is a predicted model, not a curated record. NCBI's taxonomy places the organism in Eukaryota, Metazoa, Arthropoda, Insecta, Hymenoptera, Figitidae.
UUUUACGCCAUCCUUGCGUUCAUGAUAUGAUUGAAAUCCAUAGAGAGAGUUGAAAUCUGUUGUUAUUCAGAUCGUUUUCACCCUUUUUAAUUUCUAUUGGCAUAAUAAUAAAAACAAACAGAGAAAAGUUGAGAAUAUCAAACCAAAAUGAUGUCAAACAUCGACUGCCGAGGCGUUAAACGCGGAAGCUGCUCUUGUGGCGAAUGCGAUGAAUAUGUCUUACAAGCGGGUGUUGCUUCUACAAUGACUUGUGCCUAUUGUGGUUGCUACCCAACAAAGCACAGAAAAUUAGAAGAUCAGAACACUUCCAAUGAUAAUUCUCGUUCAAAUUUGGACAUCUCUGCCAAAGAUAUUCGACAGGCGGAAGUGGAAAUAAUUUUUUUCGAAGAUUCAAAAGAAGGAGAAGAAAGAACUAAUGAAAAAAAAGAUGAGAGCACAGCAGCUGAUACUCAAAAUGAAUAUCAAUCAAACUCGUCAAUAAAAUCCGAAGAAGAAUAUUAUGAGAACGAUCAUUCCAGUUUUCCAGAAGAAAUCCCACGUCAAAUGAUAAGCAUUGAGGAUAUAAUUCCUUACAAUUUGAAUGACGAUUAUCAUGAUGACAUAAUGGGAGAAGCAUUCCAAAGCAGAGAAAUCGAAAAGGUUAAAUAUUGUAGAAUUGUUAGACUAAUCGCUAACAAAUUAAUUGAUGCUAGAAGAACCACUUCAUGUGACAUUCUACAAGCAGCAAUUAUCGCAAGCAAUAGAUUUCCGGGCCUUCAAGGAAAAAACGGAAUACCUCACAGAAGAUUAGAAAUGCGCUUAAAAAAUUUUUUUAAGAAUAAGAGGAGACGAACAAAAUCAGGAACUAAUGUAAAUGAGGGUAAAAAUAUGAAUGAAGAUUCGAGCGACUUUGAGGAGCAAACUUUAGAAAUGAUUUUGGAGAUAUUAGCUAAAGAAUCCGGAAAAACUCCUAUUGAUGUCAGUAAAAUGAAGAAGUUACUUGAAAAAACUCGAAAACAAAGAGCGCGUGAGGCCAAAGCUGAAACGGUAAAGCAAAUGCUGAAAAAGUAUCCAAUUCUAAUGGAAACUGAAAUUCUUCUUUGGGAAUUCGGCCAAAUAGUCAACUUGUCAGAAACUUUAAUGAAACAAAAUUUAGUAAAUGCUCUGCCAAAAUUGUUAGCAAUCCUUCCAAAAGAUAAUGACGAUUCUAGUAACGGUAUCAAGUUUUUGAAAAAAAUUGAUUGCUUCUUUGCAGCUGGGAAAAAAAAAUCUACCCGGAGGAAAAUCGUUGAAAUCCUUAAGGAAUCUGAUAAGCAGAGUAUUUCCGCUGAUCCAAAAACAAGUAAAGCUCCUUACAUUGUCAUCUUCGAGGACAAUACUGAGACUAUAAGAUGUUAUGUCGAUGAUGAGCCUCUUUUUGUCGAGAAACCUACAGAUAUUAUUCUAUUACUAUUAGCAACAUACUGGGUUUUCAAUAUAGAGUUCGACAAAGAUUUUCGUCACCAGUUAAUAUUGUUAUGCGUAAUUGUUUUUGGCAAACAUGCGCAACGCAUUCUGGGAGUACAGGGAAUCGAAUCCAUAACCGUAAACAAUAUUUUAACAAAAGCUGGCUUAUAAAAAGACUACUACUGUAUUUUCAUGCUUUUCUUACCGAAUAUUUUCAUAUUUUUUACAAGUUUAGAACUUAGAAGUUUUAACAGAAAAUAAAGACAAAAUCUCUUUAUGUUUCAUGACUUUUUUUAUUUUAAGUUGACAAAGUUUUGUGUUGCUUUAAAAAUAUGAUUUAAAAAUUUUUCAAAAAUAUGUAUCUUCUUGAAUAGUGUACAAUAUUAUGUUAUUGUAUAAGAGAAUUGAAAUUUUGUUUACCAAAAAUGUGUCUUCAAUAUCCAGCAUCAUAUAUGUCAUAAUAAACAGUAUUAUUAUUUUUUAAAAAUAAAAUUUGUGUAAAAUGUGA